AUGGAAAGCGAAAACAACGCCGAGCGGCCGCAAAUGAGCGCGCCCCAGCAAGGGCAGCCUCAGGGGCAACUGCCCCAGGGCACCGUUUCUGUUGCUGAUGGCAGCGCAGCACUGUCUCCAACUCGCCCGAAUACAGCCCGCGGUGCUGUGGCAGACACGGACCAAGGAUCCAGAGCCAGAAAGGCGACGGAACUGGAGCGGAUGAGUCCGCAGAUAGCAGCCCCUCGCCUCCGUAUUGAUGCGCGCCGCUCACGCGCCCUUCCGAAUGCAGACUCCGCCGGCAAAACUGAUGCUUCUCAGGGCAAUACGGCUCCGGCGAAGAAAAAAGCGGCGGUGCCGCUCUCGUCCGAAGGCUGCUCCCCACGCUCUUCUUCCCGUAAGAAGGCUACAAACCAGCGACGAAGAAGAAAAGCCACAGCUGCAAAGGUGCCCUCGACUGGGAAAGCGGCACCGACAUCCUCUGUGCCGAAUACUGCUGAGCCAUCCGCGACGCCAGCUGCCAAGAAGGGCGGCGUCUUCCGGCCACCGGUCCUCCGGCCAACGGCCUGGCCUGGUUUUCCGGCCACCGGUUUCGGCCACCGGCUUUCCGGCCACCGGCUUUCCGGCCACCGGUUUUCCGGCCAUGGUUUUCCGGCCACCGGCUUUCCGGCCACCAGUUCUCCGGCCACCGGUCCUCCGGCCAACGGCCCUCCGGCCAACGGCGCUCCGGCCACCGGUACUCCGGCAGCCGGUCUUCCGGCCACCGGCCCUCCGUUCACCGGCCUGCCGACCCUGACCCCAACUACCCGGCCUCCACCGUCCAGGCCUCCGCCGACCCGGGCCCAGCCGACCCGAGCUCCGCGGACAUCCGGUCCGUUGACCAGGCAACCCGCUAAGCGAACCUUGAGCCCGGCACGUUUCGACCAAGAGCCCAGCACCAGCAGUGGGCCGAACGGUUCUGUCCGCAAGCAACAGCUUGGGCCUGCGCAGAAGAAACAGCGCUCAGCUGCCGCUCCGGACGGGAUGCAUCUGUGCAACCGCAUCACGAAGUUGAAGGUCGGCAGGAAGACCCAUCCGGUCGCCCACUGGAAGUCGACCGUACUCGAAUUUCGCCAUAUUGAUGUACCGUCUGACGCCGAGCUUUCCGAAGAAGAAGGAGAGCUGGAAGAUUUCGUGGAUGCCCGUGACGGGCAAAGUGGAUAUGUAGAGGCUCGUGAACGCCUGGAGAAGCUGCGUGAAGACAUCCAGCUGCGCGGCGGCAAAAGGUUCCGUUGUCCAUUUUGCGGCUUUCUUGCCGGCAGUACUGGUCGUAAGGAGACCGUCGCGCGUCACGUGGGCGGGAUUCCAGGACACGGAGGUCAGCGGUCGUGCUGGGCUUGGGCCACGUCGGAUGAUCCAGUCUCCGUCACGAAUACCUGCGGCGCUUCCCCACCCGCAAGGUGCAAUGGGUGA
Messenger RNA from Paramacrobiotus metropolitanus, 1431 nucleotides. Its product is annotated as cyclin-K-like. The transcript is spliced from 5 exons. Bases 1 to 1431 code for a protein of 476 amino acids. Lineage: Eukaryota; Metazoa; Tardigrada; Eutardigrada; Parachela; Macrobiotidae. The record is from RefSeq and is a predicted model, not a curated record.